GACGAGAAAUUAUUCGUGAGCUACAAAGGUUUUUCCAUCAGCAUAACGCAUUAGUUCAAUUGUUUAAAAUUGCUCUCGAUCGUAUGCCAACUGAUAAUCACAAAAUCGUAAUAAGAGCUGAUAGAACACCUUUUGGAGAGCAUGCAAGGCGAUUUAAUGCACCAACAAUUGAUGAGGUUGCAAUUGUAAUUCUUGGUGAUCAGUUUCAAUCCCGUGAUAUUGUACUUCAUCGUAGAAAUGAGCCAUUAGAAUGCGUAACCAGGACGUUGAAGUUGAUAAUCGUUGGGUGGUUCCGUAUUGUCCAUUAUUAUCGAAAAUAUUCAAGGCUCAUAUAAAUGUGGAGUAUUGUAAUUCAGUCAAAUCCAUUAAAUAUAUUUGCAAGUAUGUAAAUAAAGGGAGCGAUAUGGCUGUUUUCGGUGUAGCUGGUGAUAAUAGAAAUGAUGAAAUUACUCAGUAUCAACUGGGGCGCUAUAUUAGUAGUAAUGAAGCUGUCUGGAGGAUUCUGUCGUUUCCAAUGCACGAAAGACAUCCUGUGGUUGUUCACUUAGCUGUGCAUCUUGAGAAUGGCCAACGUAUUUAUUUUAAUGAAGCAAAUGCAUUGGAAAGAGCAGCACACCCACCAGCGACUACGUUGACAGCUUUUUUCAAAUUAUGCGAAACUGAUACAUUUGCUAGAAAUUUGUUAUAUUCCGAAGUGCCUCAGUACUAUACAUGGAAUGUGUCUUCAAAAAAAUUUCAAAGACGUAAACAAGGAACAGCAGUCGAUGGGCAUUCAGGCAUUUUCAAAACAGAUGCAAUUGGGAGAAUGUAUACAGUACAUCCAAACAAUGCUGAGUGUUUUUAUUUGCGAUUGCUAUUAGUUAACGUCAAUGGCCCAAAAUCAUUUCAAGAAUUAAGAACAGUCGACGGUCAUUUGUGUCAAACAUAUCGUGAAGCAUGUCAACUCUUGCAUUUGUUGGAGGAUGAUGCACAUUGGGAUUCAACACUUAAUGAUGCAUCUACGUCAGCUCAUCCACAACAAAUACGAAUGCUAUUUGCCAUUAUAUUAUCGACAUGUAUGCCAUCAAAUCCACUUGAAUUAUGGAACAAAUAUAAAAAUUAUAUGGCAGAAGAUAUUUUAAUUCGUAUGCGUCAUCAUGCAAGAAAUCCUGAUUUGUUGAUUACCUUGGAAAUGUGCAACGAAGCUUUGAUAAUAAUUGAAGAUAUAUGUCUAACGAUUGCAAAUAAAGCAUUAGUACAAUUGGGUAUGACCGCACCAAAUCGUCCCAUGCAUGAUUUGUUUGAUCGUGAAUUGCAACGUGAGCAGGAAUUCAACUGUAAUGAUUUGCGUUUAUUUGUACAAUCGAAUAUAACCAAAUUAAAUAUUCAGCAAAAACAUGUAUAUGAUACAAUCAUGCAAGCCGUUUCCAAUAAUGCAGGUGGAUUAUAUUUUUUGGAUGCACCUGGUGGCACAGGUAAAACGUUCGUUAUAUCAUUGAUUUUAGCGACUAUUCGAUCAGAUCAGAAAAUUGCACUAGCACUUGCAUCUUCGGGAAUUGCUGCUACAUUAUUAGAAGGUGGUCGGACCGCACACUCUGCAUUAAAAUUGCCAUUGAAUGUACAGGUGAUUGAAACUCCAACUUGCAAUAUAUCGAGAAAUUCUGCUAUGGCAAAAGUUCUGCGAUUAACGUCAAUUAUUUUAUGGGAUGAGUGUACAAUGGCGAAUAAAAAAUCACUAGAAGCAUUCAAUCGAACAAUGCAAGAUUUACGUGGUAAUCAACAGCUUUUUGGUGGUGCUUUGAUAUUACUUUCAGGGGAUUUUCGUCAAACAUUGCCUGUCAUUCCUCGAUCAACUCCUGCUGAUGAAAUAAAUGCCUGCUUGAAGUCAUCAGUUCUUUGGAGAUAUCUACAAAAAUUGACACUAAACAUUAAUAUGCGUGUUCACCUACAAAAUGAUCCAGCUGCCCAUGAGUUCUCAAAACAAUUGUUAGAAAUUGGUGACGGCAAAAUACAAAUCGACAGAACCAACGGAUUGAUCGCUGUACCGAACAAUUUUUGUACAAUUGCGCAAUCGAUAGAUGAAUUGAUUGAAUGUGUUUUUCCGAAUAUUGUUCAGAAUUACAGAAAUCAUGAUUGGUUGACAGAACGCGCCAUUUUAGCACCGAAAAACAUUCAUGUCAAUGCAAUUAAUUUUCAAAUUCAAGCGAAACUGCCAGGCGUAGUCACGAAAUAUAAAUCAAUUGACAGUGUUAUGAAUCAAGAUGAGGCAAUGAAUUAUCCAAUUGAAUUUUUAAAUUCAUUGGAGCCGGCUGGUAUGCCACCGCAUUGCUUGAAUCUGAAAGUUGGUUCUUCGAUUAUAUUAUUGCGAAAUAUUAAUCCACCAAAACUGUGUAACGGAACCAGAUUGGCAGUGAAAAAGUUAUUGCCAAAUUUGAUUGAAGCUACGAUCUUAACUGGUAAAUCAAAAGGAGAAGUUGUUUUGAUACCGCGUAUACCUAUGAUUCCAACUGAUAUGCCUUUUGAGUUCAAACGUUUACAAUAUCCUGUGCGUUUAUCAUUCGCGAUGUCCAUCAACAAGGCCCAAGGUCAAACACUUCACGUUUGUGGUGUGAAUUUGGAGGAACAUUGUUUUUCACAUGGCCAGUUAUAUGUUGCCUGUUCCAGAGUCGGUACCCCCAGCCGUUUGUUUAUUUAUGCUCAAAAUGGAAAAACAAAAAAUAUUGUUUAUCCAAAUGUUUUGGAUUAAGUGUGUUGUAAAUAGCUAGCAAUUGAUUUCGAUUUUAAAUAAAAUAUUUUUUUGAUUAAAUAAAUGAAUUUGAUGUUCCGA
Colias croceus (clouded yellow) is the source of this 2806-nucleotide messenger RNA. RefSeq lists its product as uncharacterized. NCBI's taxonomy places the organism in Eukaryota, Metazoa, Arthropoda, Insecta, Lepidoptera, Pieridae. Gene Ontology annotation, biological process: DNA repair; telomere maintenance. The transcript has 2 exons. Gene Ontology annotation, molecular function: DNA helicase activity. The record is from RefSeq and is a predicted model, not a curated record. Bases 251 to 2725 code for a protein of 824 amino acids.